Drosophila montana is the source of this 4010-nucleotide messenger RNA. It is a transcript of the gene SREBP, whose product is annotated as Sterol regulatory element binding protein. The record is from RefSeq and is a predicted model, not a curated record. Gene Ontology annotation, biological process: regulation of transcription by RNA polymerase II. Gene Ontology annotation, cellular component: nucleus. The transcript has 7 exons. Gene Ontology annotation, molecular function: RNA polymerase II cis-regulatory region sequence-specific DNA binding; DNA-binding transcription factor activity, RNA polymerase II-specific; protein dimerization activity. The coding region runs from base 274 to 3696 and encodes 1140 amino acids. NCBI's taxonomy places the organism in Eukaryota, Metazoa, Arthropoda, Insecta, Diptera, Drosophilidae.
UUAGUGUGACUCUGAUUGACUGUUUAUUUCGUAAAGCUUUUCAACAAUUUGUUUAUUGAUUAAAAACAAGGAACAUAUAAACACCUAUAAUGUGCGCAACCGAUUUGCAAACGUAUUUGCGUGUGUAAACUGCAAUACAUAUGUGUUUGUGGCUAUAAUUAUGGCCAACAAUAAGCCACAAUAGUGUUUUGAAGUAACAACAUAGUGCUUAUCGGAUAGCAGCGUCAACUGAAAAUCCAUUCAAACAACACGUCAGCUGAAAGAAUAAAGAUCAUGGACAUUGAUCCAGCAUCUUUGGACAUGGAGUUUAUCUCCAGCGCAAUGGAUAUGUGGAAGGAGGAGGAGGAUGCGCUUAACAUAAUCAAGGAGAUGAUACCCUCCGAUAUGCUUAAUAACUUUUUAAAUGAAAUGGACUUGGAUCUCGGAUCGCCGCCACUGCUCGAAUGCGCAAUGGACAUGCAACAAGCGCCGCAGCAGUCACCUCCCCUGCGGGUGCAACAACAACCGCAACAACAACAACAACAGCAGCAACAGCAGCAAAAUGUUAAGAGCGAGCACUCCUCGCCUGUGCACGUCAAGGAGGAGCUGCUGUCGCAGCAGAAUAAUCUUUUCGACCCGCCCUUAUAUAAAGCUGAUCCGCUGAUUGCCUCCAAUUCGAGCUACAGUCCGCAGGCAUUGCCGCAGCUGCUGAAGCCACAGCCCACAACGACCAUACACCACAUGGACAGCAGUCAGCGAGUGCCUCUGCCGUCGCCUACGCCGGCCAUUCUGUAUGCAACGACGUCGUGCAACAAUGACUUUGUGUACCAGCUGCCAGCUGAAACCUCGUCACCGUCACCGCCGGCAGCAGCAACGGCUGCGACCAAAAAGGCGCCCCAUUAUGCCAGCAAGAAGAUGCCGGCCAUGUUGGCGACUGGAAAGCAGAGUUUUCUGCUACAAGCGCCCGCCGUCAAUCCGGCCACCACUCUGAUGUAUACCGCCAGCAAUGCAACCAUACUGACAGCUGCGCCCAUGCCUGUGCUGAUCGAGACGGUGCCAGCGGCCGCCAGUCCAAAGGCGACGCCCAAGUUAGCGCCCGUCGAGCUGGCGCCAACACCAACGCCCGCAGCAGCAGCAGCUGCAGCCCCGGCUGCCAAAAUCGCUAUUCAGCGUGUGCAGCCCAAGGUGAAGGAGGUGAAGCGCUCGGCGCACAAUGCGAUCGAGCGUCGUUAUCGCACUUCUAUAAACGACAAGAUUAUUGAGCUCAAAAAUCUCGUCGUGGGCGAUGCGGCCAAGCUGAACAAGUCGGCGGUGCUGCGCAAAUCUAUUGACAAGAUACGGGAUCUGCAGCGCCAGAACUAUGAACUCAAGUCGGAGCUGCAGCGACUGCAGCGUGAGCUGAUGGCACGCGACGGCUCCAAGGUGAAGGAUCUGCUGCAGUUGGGCAACAGCAGCAGCACUAUUGUGGGCUCCACCUCCAAGAAGCGUCGCCAGCAAUCGCUGGCCUGCGAUACGGAUGCGGGUCUGACGCCGCCACGCAGCGAUAUGUCGGAUCCAUCGUCAUCACCGCUGCAUUCGGACAUUUCGCUGCCACCAUCACCAUACGGUGGCUCCACGGCCAGCUGCAGCAGCGGCAGCAGCAAGGAAGAGCUGCUGGUGGUGCCCAGCUCCAUGCGUGGCAUGGCCACCCACUCCCGGCUGGCCCUAUGCAUGUUUAUGUUUGCUGUGCUGGCCGUAAAUCCCUUCAAGGCGCUACUGCAACGCAGUCAAUUCGGCGCCGACGAUUUUGAUGCCGACGAUCUGGGUGGCGAGCUGAGCCGUCAACGACGCAGCAUUCUGGCUUACGAUGAUAAUACGGACAACAUUGGCUGGCAGCACAGCUCGUGGCUCUGGCUAUUGAAUUUGCUUCUGAUGCUCGGCUGUCUGGUCAAACUAUUGGUAUACGGUGAUCCUCAGCUGGAUACCCAAACGGAUGCCUACUAUCAGCACAAGAAACGCGCCGAAGCGCACUUUGCCCAGGGCCAGGCUGCACAGGCCUAUACCGGUUAUCUGAACUGUCUGCACAUGUACGGCCUGAGCCUGCCGACGUCCCGUCUUGAAUGCUAUCUGCAGACCUUCUGGCAGUUUUUGCGCUUUCUCUUCCAUCGUCUCUGGCUGGGUCGUGUGCUGUCGCGUCGCGCCGGCGGACUAUUUUGCAAUUCUACGACACGCAAGCGUGCUUUAUCCUCGGCCCGGGAGCUGGCGCUGCUAUUUAAUCGCCUGAAUCAACUGCAUUUGACCGGUGACCGCAGCAGUGAUCGCAAUGGCAUCAUGCUGGCUCUAUGCGCCAGCAACAUGGCCGAGGUGGCACAGAAUUUGCUAACGCCGCGCGAGACCAUUUGCAUUCAUGUGAUGGCAGCGCUGAGGAUGAAGCGCAGUGCACCCAAAUGGCUGCAGCAGCUCUGCGCCCGCUACUACAUGAGUCGAGCACGCCAAGAAUGUGGACGCACACGUGCCGCAGAGCAAACCCAAGAGCUGCGUUGGGCGUUUACUACCUAUGGCUAUGGUUACUGCAGCGCUCAUGUGUUUGACUAUGAGCUCAACGCCGGCGAACAGGAUGGUUUCUUUACACGUUUGCGCAAUCCCUGCGAUCCGGCCGCACAUGCCAUCAAGCAAUAUCGCGAGCACUUGCUGCACAAGGCCAUUCAGUGUCUGGUAGGCGCCGGCUCACACAAACCAAACAAGUCCGCACCUAACAACAACAGCAACCAUACUGGCAGCGAGGCGGAGCAGCUGCAGCAGCAGCACAGCGGCACCAUUGUGAGCAAUGUGCUCAAGUACACCUCGCUGUUGAGGGAUACGCUGUGGGCCGACGAGGAUGAGCGUGACACCAACGUUGUCUGGUGGGCCAAUGUCCUGGAGAUUGCUGUACACUGGCUCUUGGGCGAGGACGCACUGGCGGAGAAGCUGUACGAUAGCAUCAAACAGCUACCGGCUCAACUGCAGCAGAGCAGCGACAAUGAUCAUCUGCCCAAAGCACUGCAUGCGGUGCUGCGAGCCAAGAUGAUAUUGCUCAUGAAUAAUGGCAACGCUUUGGACAAACGACUAAAGCAUUCGAUCAACCGGCUCUGCGAUGAGUCAAGUGCCCAGUUGCAGGAAUGCCUCACGGUUAAUCGCAUCACCAAUGCCAAAGGCAUCAAACUGCUUUUCCAGUUGCUGACCUGCGAUUGGUUACUGGAGACGCGCACGGCAUUGUGGGAACUGGAGCACAUGGGCAUCGAUGAUGAUGGCUACUAUCAGGUCACCGGGGAUGUGCUUGAAAAGUUCCAAACAGAUUUGAACUCAUUGCGCAGCAUUGUAGAGAAUAUACCGAACGCACAGUCGCGGAUUUAUUUGUAUGAGGCGGUUUGUCGCUUGAUGGCCGGCGCGUCACCGUGCCCAACGCAGCAGCUGCUGGACAGAAGUCUACGCUCACGCAAUGCUCACUCAUCCAUCUUUUGCGGCAGCAAGGAUCGCAAGCAUCAGAACUUUGAAGGCGGCGAGCGGGAGCGUGCGGCCGCCAUGUAUGUGGCCUGUAAGUAUCUGCCGCCUGCGCUGUUAAGUUCGCCCGGUGAACGUGCUGGCCUGCUGGCCGAGGCGGCCAAAACGCUAGAGAAAGUAGGCGACAAGCGUAAGCUGAAGGAAUGCUAUCAACUGAUGAAGUCCCUGGGCAGCGGCGGUGCCACCGUCAAGGCUUAAGCCCCGCGCGAAAUUAGUUCAAACAUUAUACUUUGUUAAGAUAAUCCACGGUGAAAGACAGCCAUUUGAAUGAGGAACGUGACUCGAACGAACAGAGAUCCAAAGCAUUGAACGCACGCAAAAACUGUUUUUACUGUACCAGCACGAAAGUCUUAGCAAUCAAAUCCCCACGCUUUAUACCUGCUAUAUUUUCUGUUUAGUUUGUAAUUAAUUCUAAUACACAUUUAAUACAAAUGGAAAUAUGUUUACUGAUAAUGGUUACCACACAUACAUAUAUAUAUAUAUUUAUUUCAAUAAAUAUUUGAACAGUUUAA